Molecule: messenger RNA, 1455 nt
Organism: Ochlerotatus camptorhynchus
Lineage: Eukaryota; Metazoa; Arthropoda; Insecta; Diptera; Culicidae
Product: glucose dehydrogenase [FAD, quinone]-like
Exons: 4
Coding region: 1-1455 (484 amino acids)
Molecular function (GO): flavin adenine dinucleotide binding; oxidoreductase activity, acting on CH-OH group of donors
Source: RefSeq, a predicted model, not a curated record
AUGUACCAAUUUGGAGCAGGUCCAGCUGGCUGUUCCGUGGCAAACCAUUUAUCCGAAAAUCCCGCAGUGAAGGUUCUUCUCUUGGAAGUUGGGAAAGCGGAAAUCGUCCCUGCUCAGGAUAUUCCAGGAGGAUUUCUGUUCCAAACUGCUACAGAUUAUAACUAUGCAUAUUUGAGUGAGCCUCAGUCAAAAGGUUGUUUGGGUCUAAUCAAUCAGCAGUGUGCUUUUCAUCAUGGACGAGGUCUUGGUGGUUCCACCAUCAUCAAUAAUAUGAUCUACACUAGAGGCAACUGGCGAGAUUUCGAUGCCUGGAAUGCUUCCGGUAAUCCUGGGUGGAGCUAUCGUGACGUGCUUCCAUAUUUUAUAAGUGCUGAAAAUGCCAACUUGCGCGACUUUCAAAAUAAUGGCUACCACGGCAAGAAUGGAUACCUUUCUGUUGAGGAUAUACCUUAUAGAACCCCUCUGGCAUCUACCUUUGUCCAAAGUGGAUUGAGGGCUGGGUUACCUUAUAUUGAUUACAAUAGCGCAUUCGGCAGUGCAAAACUGCUCAUGCUUUCCGGGGUUGGGCCUAAGAAGCAUUUAAGAGAUCUUGGAAUAAAACUGAUUAAAGACCUUCCGGUUGGAGAGACUCUAUACGAGCAUCCAGGUGUCAUAGGUCCUGUUUUUCUCGUCACCCAACCCAUCGAUAAUAACAUUAAUUUUGAAAGCACCCUUACGCUUCCCAACAUGAUUAAGUAUCUCUUCGGUCAAGGUCCCUUCACAUCAGCUUUCUCGGAGGCAGUAGGAUACAUAAAGACUCCAGUUUCACCGUACCCCGAUUCUGAUUGGCCUGAUGUGGAGCUGAUUCAAACCGGCCUUCAAUUGGGAGAUGAUAUAACACCUGCAGGACAGAACUACUUCCGGGUAAACGACGAAAUUUUGAAUUCAUACUUUCGUCCGCUGUUUAAUACGCGUGCCUUCAUGUACGUACCUCUGCUGAUGCACUCCAGAACAAAAGGUUCGAUCAAACUGAAGUCUACCAACCCGUUUGAUCAUCCACUAUUCAACUACACGUUUUUCGACGAUGAUCGUGAUCUGCAAGCGCUGGUGUAUGGAAUCAAGGAGGCGAUUAGAAUUACUGGACAAAAGCCAUUUAUUGACAUUGGAGUGGAACAAUACACUCGUAAGCUGCCGGGGUGUGAGCAGUUCGAGUUCAACAGUGAUGAGUAUUGGCGGUGCUAUGCGCAGACUUUGACCGUAAACUUCUAUCAUUAUGUCGGAACAUGCAAGAUGGGACCAGAAUCUGAUCCCACGACUGUUGUGGAUGCUCGGCUGAGAGUGCACGGAGUUCAUAAGUUGCGGGUGGUUGACAUUGGGAUAGUUCCAAGAGCUCCCUCGGCUCACACGGCAGCUGUGGCUUACAUGAUUGGUGAUAAAGGGGCAGAUAUGAUCAAAGAAGACAAUGAUCUCCAGUAA